This is a messenger RNA of Aspergillus sclerotioniger CBS 115572, 1427 nucleotides long. RefSeq names its product histone acetyltransferase GCN5 (gene gcnE). Gene Ontology annotation, biological process: chromatin remodeling; positive regulation of transcription by RNA polymerase II. The transcript has 6 exons. Gene Ontology annotation, cellular component: histone acetyltransferase complex. Lineage: Eukaryota; Fungi; Ascomycota; Eurotiomycetes; Eurotiales; Aspergillaceae. The record is from RefSeq and is a predicted model, not a curated record. Gene Ontology annotation, molecular function: protein binding; histone H3 acetyltransferase activity. Bases 43 to 1299 code for a protein of 418 amino acids.
GAGGCUCUCUCCCCUCGGCGUCAUCCCAGUUCGUUGCGCAUCAUGCCCGCAAUCGCUUCAGAGACUUCCAAGCGGAAAGCGUCGGAGGAGGCGCUCUCCCCAGAUUCCCAGCAGCGGAGCAAGAAGGCGCGCACUGACUCCCCCGACAAGGAAUCCAAGACCGACGAUGAACUUUUGGAUAAGCCGCCGCGAAUUGUCCCCUUCCCGGAGAAGCCUGCAGUGCUCGAAGAACGUCGUGGUGAAAUCGAAUUUCGCGUGGUCAACAACGAUGGCUCUCGCGAUAGCUUUGUCGUUCUCACAGGCCUCAAAUGUAUCUUCCAGAAACAGCUCCCGAAAAUGCCAAAAGACUAUAUCGCGCGACUGGUCUACGAUAGGUCGCAUCUUUCCUUGGCCAUCGUCAAGCAUCCACUGGAAGUUGUAGGGGGAAUCACAUACCGGCCGUUCAACAGUCGCAGAUUCGCCGAAAUCGUCUUCUGCGCCAUCUCUUCCGACCAGCAAGUCAAGGGAUAUGGUGCGCACCUGAUGUCUCAUCUCAAGGAUUACGUCAAGGCGACAUCGGACAUCAUGCACUUCUUGACCUACGCCGACAACUACGCCAUUGGAUACUUCAAGAAGCAGGGAUUUACGAAAGAGAUUACGCUUGACAAGUCUGUGUGGAUGGGUUAUAUCAAGGAUUAUGAGGGCGGUACCAUCAUGCAGUGCACAAUGCUUCCUAAGAUACGGUACCUCGAGGUCGGCCGCAUGCUUCUGAAGCAGAAAGAAGCUGUCCACGCGAAGAUCCGCGCCUUCAGUCGCUCGCAUAUUAUCCAUGUGCCGCCAAAGGAAUGGAAGAAUGGACCCUGUAAAAUCGACCCAUUGAGUAUUCCGGCCAUCAAAGAAUCGGGGUGGUCACCGGACAUGGAUGAAUUAGCACGUCAACCACGCCACGGACCAAACUACAACCAAUUACUGCAUCUCCUCAACGAUAUGCAGAACCACAGUGCGGCGUGGCCAUUCACUCAACCGGUCAAUCGUGAUGAGGUGCCUGAUUAUUAUGAAGUCAUCAAGGAGCCCAUGGACUUGUCCACAAUGGAAGAGAAACACGAAAAGGACAUGUAUCCGACGCCGCAGGACUUCAUCAAAGACGCCAUGCUGAUAUUCGAUAACUGCCGGAAAUACAACAACGAGAACACACCCUAUGCAAAGAGUGCCAAUAAACUCGAAAAAUUUAUGUGGCAGCAGAUACGAAAUAUACCCGAGUGGUCGGUAAGGGAUCUGCUUCCGUACUAUAUUAUUCUGCAUCUGUUCCUUGCCUGCUAACAUGCCACAGCAUUUGGCCGAUGGCCAUUGAUAGGCGAUGGUGAACUUUGCGAGCAUGCUGAAGCUUUCGGAUGGCGUUUCGUUUCCUGUGGCAUGAACAAAUACCCCGGUGUUGAGAAUAUGGUGCA